Aspergillus nidulans FGSC A4 is the source of this 1536-nucleotide messenger RNA. RefSeq lists its product as uncharacterized. NCBI's taxonomy places the organism in Eukaryota, Fungi, Ascomycota, Eurotiomycetes, Eurotiales, Aspergillaceae. The coding region runs from base 1 to 1536 and encodes 511 amino acids. The transcript has 3 exons. The record is from RefSeq and is a predicted model, not a curated record.
AUGCAGUUCCAGGAUAUCCCCGAGGAGAUCCUUCUGAGCAUCAUUGACACCGUUGCAGACGAAGGCAUCCACUACCUGCAUUCCCUCGCUCUGACCUGCAAGCGCUGUAAUGUCCUCUGCAACAUAGACGAGCGGCGUUCCUACCAUUGUAUCUUUAUACACAGCUUCCUUGACUGCAACGCCGCUUUCAAGAAGCUCCUGGCCAUCCUGCGCAAGCCUCGUCUUGGAAGGCUCAACGUCCCGUUUGCCAUUCUUCCGCCAAUUUGGGAGCGCAACCUGCCCGAUGAGGAUAUGAAGUUGCUCCGAGCUGCUGUUAGAAAUGCCGGUUUUGAGGGACGCCACGAGCAGAGGGUGAUGCAAAUGCUCAUGCAAAGGGAUGCGCACAGCCAUUUCAUGGCCCCGGCUUACAGUCUUGAUAUUGCUCGCGAACGCGGAGUCUACAUUGGCCAAGCCAUUGCCGCUGUCCUUCUUACCGUCUGCACUGAUAUCGAAAACAUGGGCAUUGGAACCCCUGCUGCGAGAGAGCUGACGUGGGACCAGCCUCCUCGUGACGGAGUGCUCGUUCACGCGUUCCCUCUUUGUCGAAUCAUGAAAGCUAUCCAUAAGUCGCCACUUCAGUGUGGGUAUCUGAGCAAAUUAAGAAUACUGGAACUGUUCACUCCUCGGCCGGGUAGCCGGAUGUACGACCAAGCGGAUAUCAUUGGGCGGAUGGAGAUCUUCCAGGGACUACCGAGCCUGGAGACACUUGUGGUUGAGGGUGCGAGCUGGGGAACCAGAUCCACCACUAGAUUGGUCGAGAGGCGUUUCACGGUAGGCGCUUGUCGCGCAAAGAACGUCUACAUCACACACUCGAAGUUUGGCACCGAUGUCCUUGCAGGUGUGCUCUCUGCUGUCUCUGAGCUUCGCGAGUUUACCUAUUGUACCGGCGGCCGCAUGGGACAUCCACAUUUCCGCCACGCAAACGAUUUCAAUCCGUGCACCUUCUUCAAGUUCCUCCUGAUUCACAAACUCACACUCCGCACUCUCGACCUAGACUGCGAUGCUCAACUCGGGGAGUCAAUGAACACCUAUUACGAUGGUGGCGAAACCAUCCUGGAGCAUUAUCCUGAUGAGCUCAACCGCACUUGCGGCCCCUACUGCCGGCACAUAGAAAACCUCCACUGGAUCUUCAAAUUAGAUGGUGGACUGCGUGAUUUCACCGCGUUAACUCAUAUGAGAAUCGGCGCUAAGACCCUCGUCCUUUUUGCCCUGGGUAUCAACACUCGGCUUUCUCGGGCGCGCCCCUAUCUCGAUGGAUUUAUGCUGCUCCAUGCUCUGCCGCCGAAUCUCCAGGUCUUGACUGUUCGGGGCUUCCGGGUGCCUAUUCCUGGAGCUUACUAUAGUGUGGAUUGGGCUCUCUUGAGACUUGCUGGUCUACUGGCUAGACAUCGUCCUGACCUUGUUGUUGAGGGAUUGGGUCCGCUAGUUCAGAGCGGGCAUGAUCUUACUCGUCAAUCGCUUCCGGCGGAUGUUUAUGAUCAACUUAUUGGGUCUUAA